GUUUUGCCACAAGAUCAAUUUGGUCUACCGAGCCAGGAGGGAAAAAGCAAAAAUCUUAACAAUCAUAACGUCACUUCACGGAGCUCAAAACGAGGUUGGAAUACAUUUUGUCCGUUAAGGGCAGUUAAAGGAUUUCUCUGCUGCUCAAGUCUCGAUUCGUGUAUCUGCAAAACAAAACUGUUAUGCAAUUCCAAACGAUUACAAAUCAUGGCACUUGCAAGAUUGAGACACAGUAUUAUGAGCCUGAAAAGGACUGGAAGGGUAAACAUAAGGAGCCUUUUUAGGGACUGGAUCAUUCGGAGGAUGGGCCUUUGAUAUCGGAACACGACGACAAUCAAUUUGGUCAUUGUUUGAAAUAUGACGUUCUGUUAAAAAAAUGGUUAAAUCACACCAGCACUCCGAAAGAAAUAUCACAAGACAUUAACAUGAUAAAAUGUCACCACCAGGAAAAGUAACACAAAACGCUUGUCACAACAAACUGUGGCCAUAAUAAGACGACAUUAAUUCACACAUAGCUAGGCAAAGUGCUUGCGAUUCUAGCCAAUCCGAACACAGUAUUUCAUAUAACUGCAGUGCAUUAUAUAACCAAUCACCGCAUCCAAUUAAGGUCAUUCCUUAUGUCGUUGUCAAGGUGACAACUUAACUCAUAGAUUGAAAUUGAUGCUUUGCCAACUUGACCCUUGAAAAAGGUUUCAUUGAAAAUGUGUUCUUUUAGUGAUUUUGUAUCUUUUAGUGGCAUGGUAUAAAAUAUUUUGCAAUGUGUGAAAAGAAUUUAAGCCCAAGACUCAAUGCAUUGUCCAAUGAGCAUUCCUUUCAGGGGUUUCCUAAGAUUCACACUCGAUGCUGUGCAUCUCGCGCAAAUUUUGGAAAGCGACACCUUCAAGGGAUAGUCAUUCCAUAUUGUACUGAGUCCAGGGCUUAAAAAUUAAUUUGUCAUUAUCUAAAAUACGACGUUCUAUUAUGUUGUCACACGUGUCUAAAUUACCUCUCUGAAAAAGGUAAUACGUGACAUUAAAUUGACAAGAUGUCGCA
Molecule: messenger RNA, 1032 nt
Organism: Owenia fusiformis
Lineage: Eukaryota; Metazoa; Annelida; Polychaeta; Sabellida; Oweniidae
Source: the annotation of a GenBank genome assembly